AUGACCGACUCCGAAAUCGAGAUGCAUUACACCCCGCCGACGUCGGACACCAUUCAGACGAAGCCGUUCCCGAUCCGAGGUGAACGUGCGAAUUUCGUGAACAAGCCUCACGUGAUCGCGAUGGUGGGUUUGCCGGCUCGUGGCAAGACUUACAUAUCCAAGAAACUGUGCCGAUACCUCAACUGGAUCGGCAUCAGCACCAAGGUCUUCAACUUGGGCGAAUACAGACGACACGCCACCACGGCCUAUCAAUGCCACGAGUUUUUCCGUCCCGAUAACAUAAAAGCCAUGGCGAUCCGGACGCAGUGCGCCAAGGAUGCUCUGAACGACGUCUGCAGGUGGUUGGAGAGAAGCGAUGGCGAAGUGGCCGUCUUCGACGCCACCAACUCCACGGUCGAGAGACGCCAGCUCAUACGAGACAUCGUUGUCCGCAAGGGCUUCAAGCUCUUCUUCGUCGAGUCGGUGUGCAACGACCCGGAGAUCGUCGAGCAGAACAUCAUGGAAGUGAAGGUCAGCAGUCCGGAUUACGCGAAUAUGAAGAAGGAGGAUGUACUUGCCGACUUCAUGCUGCGAAUCGAGCAUUAUCAGGAGCAGUACGAGCCGUUGGACGAGGAGCGCGAGAGCGACCUGUCGUUUAUGAAAAUAUACAACACCGGCGAGAAGGUGCUGGUCCAUAAGCACGAAGGCCAUAUACAAAGUAGAAUAGUUUACUAUCUUAUGAACAUUCAUAUUGUGCCACGCACCAUUUACUUGACCAGGCACGGUGAGAGCCUGAUGAACCUCGAGGGCAGGAUAGGCGGUGAUUCGAACUUGACCGAGCGGGGACAUGAAUAUAGCAAGGCACUGGCAGAAUACAUUACCGGUCAAAACAUACAGGGUUUAAGAGUUUGGACUAGCUGGCUGAAGAGGACCAUUCAGACCGCGGCUGAUGUAGAGGCACCGCAAGAAAGGUGGAAGGCUCUCAACGAGAUUGAUGCCGGUAUUUGCGAGGAAAUGACUUACGAAGAAAUAUCCGGGAAGUAUCCAACCGAUUUCGCUGCCAGAGAUCAAAACAAGUUCUCAUAUCGGUAUCCGAGAGGGGAAAGUUACGAGGAUCUUGUUGCACGGCUAGAGCCUGUGAUAAUGGAAUUGGAACGUCAGGGUAACGUUUUGGUCGUAAGUCAUCAAGCCGUUCUACGAUGUUUGCUCGCUUAUUUCCUGGACAAAAGCGCAGAUGAACUACCGUAUUUGGAAGUGCCUUUGCACACCAUUAUGAAAUUAACACCAGUCGCUUACGGUUGUAAGGUGGAAAACAUUCGAUUACCGAUAGAAGCUGUGGACACUCAUCGGCCAAAACCAAAGAUCCCGGGAUAUCUGGAGGAACGAUUCAGAGGAAAAGAGAAAGUAUUACGCACGUGAUAACGACAAGCUUUUAUAUAAGCAUGGCGCAACCAUUUCCUAUCUAUCUACGUUGAUAUACCGGAACGCUGAAGCAGAACAUAGAUUCCGGCAGCUGGCUGCCACUUACCCCUCCGUGUACGUCAAAUCAGCACGCACAUCCGAAUCCUUUCUUCCUAUGUGUCAGACAACCUAAAGACGAGAUGCUAAUCAACACAACUGACAAUUGUAUCCUCUUAUGAGAAACAAAUAGGCACAGAUGGAAGAUUCUGUGUGACAAUGCAAGUUCUGCAGGAAAAGAAAGAAAGAGAAAGAGAGAGAAAGUACGCGAGUAUUUUGUGAUUUUUAUAUUUUUUGAUUGGCGCGUGUCUAGGUAAGUAGCAAGAAUGUGAUAUCGAGGUAAUCGUCGAUGAAAAAUUUGACGAUUAUAUACCUGUAGACGUGCAUCUCUCUUAAGUGAUAUUAGUUCAGAUAUUGAAUUUUUUCUGAACUGUUAUUAUUGGCAUGCGACGUAAGCGUAACUCGUACGCGUACUUUGAGCUUGCUUUGAAGUAUUUGCCUCUUGCUGGAAACAUCCACGAGACAAUAUAUACCGUAUGUGUGUAUAUAUACACAUAAUAUAAUUCCGAGACAUCUUAUUCUCGCGCCUGGUGAAUAUUUCAAAGCACGAAUUGUUUACGAAUUUGAAGUUAAAAAAAAACAAAUAUCCUUUUGUAUACGUAUAUAUCGUUUGAGACAUUAUUUCUUUGGAAUUAUCUUUGAAUCAAUCGAAUACAUAGAGCGAUUCGAGCCAAAUAUUGUAAAACUGUGACGUUGAUAAUAAUACUCGACUAUGUAAAAAAACUAUCAAGGUAUAGUACAAGUAUAUUGUGCGAUAAUACACUUCCAAAUAAACUACUGGAUACGUACAAUUUUCAGUCCGUUUUAUCUAAUAUACGUAUGUCAUAUAUCUAUACGCGUCGCAAUCUCUCGUAUAUUAAAUAGCUAUCAAUUUCAAUUACGCCCGAUACGUAUGUAUCUCUUAAUCAAUGAGAAACUUGACUUAUAAUAAAUAAUACAAUUUUA
Messenger RNA from Camponotus floridanus (Florida carpenter ant), 2442 nucleotides. RefSeq names its product 6-phosphofructo-2-kinase/fructose-2,6-bisphosphatase (gene Pfrx). Lineage: Eukaryota; Metazoa; Arthropoda; Insecta; Hymenoptera; Formicidae. The transcript has 7 exons. The record is from RefSeq and is a predicted model, not a curated record. Gene Ontology annotation, cellular component: cytosol. Bases 1 to 1398 code for a protein of 465 amino acids. Gene Ontology annotation, molecular function: fructose-2,6-bisphosphate 2-phosphatase activity; ATP binding; 6-phosphofructo-2-kinase activity. Gene Ontology annotation, biological process: fructose 2,6-bisphosphate metabolic process; fructose metabolic process.